AUAAGUACUAUCUUGUAGCUAGGCCUAACAUAUAUCAUCAGAGCGUUUCUCUCAAUUCUUUCUUCCUGGCCAAGACAAGCGAGACUGCUCUCCUGUUGAUUUUCGCACAUUAAUUAUAACCUAGCGAUCUCGUUUUUGUACUCGAUCGUUGUCCCUUCCUUCGUUUGGUGAAGGGUUUCCAUGGCUGCCCGAAGGUUAUACAGUCGAAUACUUCCCGUCUUAGUUCCUAGGCGGUGCCAACCUUCUUCUAUCUCAGGAGAACAUUCCAAAUUAUCUUCAUCAGGAAUUCCUGCUUUCAACAUACAUGAGUACCUGAGAAGGACAAUCCGGACAAACAGUCAACUUAUUGACCAUGGAUCUGAGCAAUUCCAAAAGAAAGCAGAUUGCAGCUUAAUGAACAAGAGUCCCACAGGAAAAGAACAGCAAGACCCGGAGUUGGAUUCCUAUAGUGCUCUAAAAGACAGUGCUACUUCUAGCCUGAAGGCUUCUCCUAGGCAUGACCUUGCCAUGAUCUAUACGUGUAAGGUAUGUGAAACAAGGUCUGCGAAGACUGUGUGCCGUGAAUCUUAUGAGAAAGGUGUGGUUGUGGUGCGUUGUGGUGGGUGCAACAACCUUCACCUAAUUGCAGACCGGCUGGGGUGGUUUGGACAGCCGGGGAGCAUAGAGGACCUCCUUGCUGCUCGUGGAGAGGAAGUGAAGAAGGGUUCAGUCGAUUCCUUAAGUCUAACCCUUGAAGAUUUGGCUGGAAAGAAACUUUGAAUAGACCAAACAGGAAGAAACAUUGAGGUGAAAAUAGAUGUUUUGGAAUGCUGGAGUUUAAUUUUCAUAUCAGUGGAUUUUUUUUUAAAUUUGGAUAAGUUGGAUUAUUAGACUUAAAAGUUUAAACUAUAUAAAUUCCUAAGUAGUCAUCCCUAUUUGAAUUUGGGUGGUUCAGUUACUGGGGAGGAGUCAUGCACUAAGUGUUCACCAUAAUCUGUAUGAAAUUUUGCUUCUAUAGAGUAUUUUGAAUGUUUGAUAUCUUUAUGGCACCAACUUUCUUGUUUAACUGCUAUGGAGUCGGGA
Messenger RNA from Cuscuta campestris, 1062 nucleotides. Lineage: Eukaryota; Viridiplantae; Streptophyta; Magnoliopsida; Solanales; Convolvulaceae. The record is from the annotation of a GenBank genome assembly.